Messenger RNA from Branchiostoma floridae (Florida lancelet), 2325 nucleotides. Its product is annotated as negative elongation factor B-like. NCBI's taxonomy places the organism in Eukaryota, Metazoa, Chordata, Leptocardii, Amphioxiformes, Branchiostomatidae. The record is from RefSeq and is a predicted model, not a curated record. Gene Ontology annotation, cellular component: nucleus; NELF complex. The coding region runs from base 523 to 2280 and encodes 585 amino acids. The transcript has 8 exons. Gene Ontology annotation, biological process: negative regulation of transcription elongation by RNA polymerase II.
UGCGCACUUCGCUCGUUUGCCCAUGGCGGCCAUCUUGAAGAGGGAGCAGUUGCCCCUACGACUGCUGCCGAGGUUUUGGACAAUUUUCCCCUUCAGGAGAAAACGUUCGUGAAUCUCUCACAGAUCUAAUUGUUGCAGAAGUAUUCGUGGUUGAUCAGGGCAAGUUUCAGUCUUAUUACUGCAUGUUUUCUUUGUGAAACACACUUUAUUUUGCUGCGGCUCCAGCCCAGAAUCUUUGUCAUAUGGAAAGCCGCCAUGCUUCUCUUGGGGGUACUGCAGUCUGCCAUUCAUAGGAAGUGUUUCUACAUGUAAUUCUUGUCAGAGCGUGUCUUAAAAGACUACUUGAUUCUUUUUACAUUCCCUGCACUCUGUAUCUCGUUCGAGGUAGUGCUGAUGUAGGGGGCAACAUGUCAAGACUGUAAACUGCAAUGAAAAACAUCUUAGUAUCAAGCCACUAUUGAUCAUUUGUCAUCCCACUAAACUACAACACACCUGUAAGUGUAAUUAUUGUAAACAAACACCAUGGCUGAGAAGAAGUCUACCGAGACUGUGAUUCAAGCGGCAAGUACCACUACCGGACUGACCGACCUCGGGAUCCCUGGUGGCGAACAGUUGCGAGAGGCUCUCUCCACGUGCACGGAUCCGAUCCGAGCGAUCCAAGAAUUCCAGGAUGAGAACAGCAUCCUCCUGCCAUCCCUGAAGCCGGCCCUGCCAUUACUGGAUCUCCACAGCGUGAACCGGUUUGACUUCCACGGGUCCAUGGUGGAGAGGCUGAAGGAUCGCCUCAUGCAGCAGGUCUCCAGUCUGGUGUCGGAGAGAGACACGGACGCCGAGAGUAAAGCCAAGCUGGAGGCCAUGCUGGAGAAGUGUUUCCUGACGAUCAAGAACCCGACACUGCGCCCGGUGGUGAUGCACGUGAUGAAGCACAUCAACAACAUCCCGGAGGACUACCUGAAGAAGUUACUAGAGGACCCAAACCUAUACAAGGAGAGCGCCACGGAGGUCAAGAGACAGAUCUGGAGAAAUAACCAGUCCUUAUUUGGUGACGAGGUAUCCCCACUGUUGAGUCAGUACAUUAAGGAGAAGGACACACUGCUGUUCAGUCUGGAACCUGCCAACUCAAACAACUUCUUCACACCAGCACCAAAGUCUCGUAGACAGGGAGAGGUAGUUCAGAAGCUGAUGCACAUGAUAGGCAGGGAUGUGAAGCUGUACGACAUGGUGCUACAGUUCCUGCGGACGCUGUUCUUACGUACUAGGAACGUGCACUACUGUACGCUGAGGGCUGAGCUUCUCAUGGCACUACACGAUACAGAGGUCCAUGAGAUAUGUUCAGUUGACCCCUGCCACAAGUUCACCUGGUGUUUGGACGCUUGUAUCCGAGAACGCUUCAUCGACGCAAAGCGGGCGCGAGAGCUACAAGGAUUUCUGGAUGGGGUCAAGCGAGGUCAGGAGCAGGUGCUGGGUGACCUGUCCAUGAUCCUGUGUGACCCGUAUGCUGUGAACACUGUAGCCUCCAGCAGUCUAAAGGUGCUACAACACCUGGUGGCACAGGAGUCACUGCCUAGGGAUAGCCCCGAGUUGUCCCUGCUGCUGCGUAUGUUGUCCCUGGGUCUGGGGGCCUGGGAAAUGAUCGACAGUCAGGUCUUCAAGGAACCCAAGCCUGACAAUGAAGUCAUCACCAAGUUCCUGCCUGCCUUGAUGGGACUCAUGGUGGAGGACCAAGUCCGACUCGUGGCCAAAAAACUCUCAGAGAACCACAAAAACAGCACGAUUCCAAAAACCUUUGCCAAGUCCAUCCGCCAGCACGGCAUCGCGGCCAUCCUCACGCUCUAUUACCUGUACAACGUCACCAAGCACCGUAACAAGGACGCCAUCAUGCAUAUCAUACCAAAGAUGACUGACACACACAAUGACUUGUCCCUAGAAGACCCGUUUGUCCACCUGCUGGUGUCCCUACUGAUCAGUAUGGCGGAGGAGUUCUCGUCAGAAGAUUUCUGUAGUGCAGUUUUUGAUAACUUUUUCCUGGUGGUUGCGUCGAGAGAAGGUGUACGCAGACAUCUGCUGAGAUUGCUGUGGUUCCUCCAUCCCAAGCUGCCCACCUCCAGACUGGCCAAACUUCAGACACAACUCGAACCUACAAAAGAGCACUCGGAGGCAGUGCACAAGCAGUUCAGUGCCUUGGCUGACAAAAUCAACUCCUACACCCCCAGCCCUGCCCAUGACUCCCCUGCCCUGGAGUCCCCUCUAAUGAGUGUGCCAACCCCGGCUCCCCUAUAGUAUUGCAUUUACCACUAGGGGUGGGUACCGGUAUAAUGAACGAGU